AUGCACAUCGUGUACCGCGGUUGGUCCCACAAGGACGAACACAGGGGAAGUCGGGGUGACGAGAUUGCUCGUCACUGGAAGUUAGGAUCUCGAUCACAUUCUUCGCCCUUGGGAGCAAGCUCCCACCUUCCAGGUUGGGCCGCGAGGAGGGCCAAGAGACUCGCCGAAGUUCUUACCGUUCCCGGACGAGGAACAGGCGAGGAAGAGGGGGCUUCAACCCGUACCCGUUUGCGAGCGGGGGUGGGCGAGGACAAAGCGGACGAAGAGGAAGAGGACACCGAUAUUGGUGAAGAAGUUCGUCGAUGUCUCUUCUUAGGAGACCGAAGGAUGGAAGAUUUUCUUCUUAAACUCGCCUCUUUCGAGGGAGCUUUUCUCUUGGCCGGAGUCGAGGAUGGACCGGCGACGGGAGCGGGAGGCGCGGAAGACGAGGAAGACGCCGACAGAGAAGGGAGAGCGGCCGACAAGGAAGAGAGGCGAAGGCCAGCCGAGCUGGCAAGGCGGCGGACGAAGGACGAAGGAGGAGCAGGAGGGGGAGACUGGACCCGGGACACUAACAUCAGCCAUGACACGAAACUUCUCCACGAAAUUCUUAGGCAAUUAGAACUUACUGCUUCGAGUCCUUCGGGCAACGUUCGAAGGAGGAGAUUUGACGAGUUUUCGAGGGGUAGACGGGGCCAUGGUGGGUAUGAAGAGAUGAAUUUAGUGAGAGAGUUGGUUGAGAUGUAA
This is a messenger RNA of Tremella mesenterica DSM 1558, 726 nucleotides long. RefSeq lists its product as uncharacterized. NCBI's taxonomy places the organism in Eukaryota, Fungi, Basidiomycota, Tremellomycetes, Tremellales, Tremellaceae. Bases 1 to 726 code for a protein of 241 amino acids. The transcript is spliced from 2 exons. The record is from RefSeq and is a predicted model, not a curated record.